Symbiodinium sp. CCMP2456 is the source of this 3264-nucleotide messenger RNA. Lineage: Eukaryota; Dinophyceae; Suessiales; Symbiodiniaceae. The record is from the annotation of a GenBank genome assembly.
AUGAGUGCUUUGUGGGCUGUUCCUGCACUUGGGCCCGCAGCACAUCCGGCUCAUCCAGGGCCAGUGCACGUCGUUCAUGGUGUUACUACAGGUGUGGUAACACGCCAGGCCGUGACACAGCCUGUGCCACAAGGGCCUGCCGUGCCCGUGCCGACGCCACACAUUCCGGUCUAUGCACCGAUGACAGGCGGUCCGUGUCACAGUGACAUGUAUGGACCAGCCGAGGCGCUGUAUCCACUGCCGGCAGACCGUAUCUAUGCAGAGCCCUUUGGAGGUGAAGGAUACGGGCAAAUGCCGCAAGUGCGGCUUGCUCCCCACGCGUGGCCAGACGCCCAGGAAGACGAGUAUUUCGAGGAUCCGAAUGAUCCCCAGCAAGAACACUUCCAGCUGGGCGAUGAGGCUGCCAAUGUGAACGGGUCUUGGAGGACUCCAUGGGAGGACACUGAGGACAACACCGAAAUGCAAUUCCUGGCCUUGCUGGAGUCAUUGGAAGCUCGUGUGGACUUAAUGUCGCAGAUGCAGCAGACCAGGGCUGCCAUCCAGCAGCAAGCUCAAAAUGCCCAAAGGGGAUUGCAGCACGACCACUCUGACCCAGAGCCGGAGCCCGACGUGUGGGAGAAGAUCAAGGACCAGGAUGGUCACAUCUGCCGAUUGAGUGAGGAAGUCACCGGUCUCCGCGAAAGGCUGCAGGGCUCACUUGCGAUGAAUGCUGCGCUGCAGCACCGUGAGCGUGUGGCCUCCGUUCUGCAGGCCUCCUCUCCUGAGCAGAGCUUUCCACUCAAGGAGCCCAGCGUACUCCUCCCAUUCUGUCCAAAGGCUAGUGGGAUCAACUUGGAGAUUUCAGAGGAUGGCUAUACAGCCACACGGUUCCGUGGUUGCAGGCAGUCUGUGGCUGUGGGUACCGGCCCGGUGCCUCUCCAAGAGCACGGUCGCUACUUUGAGGUGACGGUGGAAGACACUGUUCCGGGCUGGGUUGGAGGUUUGGGCAUUGGAGUUACGUCCUCGACUCCGCAAGGCCUGAAGCGAGUUCCCGAUAAGGCCUGGCGCAUUCCAAAGACCAUGGUCAUCGGCUACUGGGGCUGCGUCUUCGUUGAUGGUUGCGAGCAAAGGACUGCGUGGCGUGCUGACAGUCUUCCCCCCAAAGCACGCGUUGGCUUCUUGGUAACGCGCGGUGGAGAUCUUCUGGUCUUCGUGGAUGGUGAGGCAGUAGUGAGAGUCGAUGGUGCCGUAGAAUCCCAAAAGGAGCCCCUCUACCCAGUCGUGGACGUCUUCGCAGCGACUCGUGUGGUCUCAAUGUCACCGAGUGCUCGCCCUCCUACCAAGUCCUGGACCUCCCUCCAUGCGCCCAUUUCUGCAGCUGCAGUGAGAAAAACUGCCAAUGCGGAACCAAACGGAAUCGUCGCGCUGUGUUUCACACCAAUCUCGGUCCCUAGCAUCUCUGGAACCCUUGAAGCCUGCCUCGGAAUUCCGCGCGAGCCUUCGCGACCUGCUUGGGCCAUGCGUCGAUGUUUCCAGAUCUUUCUUGUGCUGCUGAUCUCGCGGCACUUCUCGAGGCUUCCGAGAGUCUUCAUCCAAAGUGAGGAGUUCCUGCUACAACGGCCACGACGCCAAGCUUUGGCUGGAGCUCUGCUGGCAUCGAUGGCGCCAACACCCCGUGCAGUAGCCGAGGACCGGGUUCAGACUGCAGCCUCACCGGUGUCCGUUGGAUUGAUCGGUGACGAGCUUGUUUAUCCUCGCUGGUUUGCUGGGACUUGGGCAACAGUCGGCGAGUUGUACAAGGUCGAGACGGGACCAUUGGGCGAAAACGCUCUGUCCGCAGCCUUGCCAGGAACACCGGCCGCCAUGCGAAAGAACAACGGUGCAGUUUCAAACCUAGCUUCCGAGCUCUUCCGACUAGCCUUGCAAUUCGCCAUGCUAUGGCAGAGAGAAGCUAAGGUUGGUAUGGAAGCCGGGGUGUUCCGAGCACGCAGGCGCUGGAUGCCGACACAACGCCCCUCUCCGGAAGGUGGGGCCGGUGCAGAGGAAGACAGAGGGGGUGUUCCUGCUGGUGCUGCAGCAGCUGCCUAUGCAGUGGGUGGUCCAGCACCAAGGCUUAAGAAAACCGACACGGAGGGGCUCUGGGAGGUAGCCGGGCGAUGGAAGCUGCAAGCAGCUGGUGCAGUCGCACGGGCUGAUCCAGAGAUCCCUGGAGGGUUGCGUGUCUCCGAACUCUUUGAGCUCCGGCCACUGGAUCAGGAUAAGCUGUCUGCCGCGGUCCGCAUCGUUACCAUCUGGAAAGAGGCAAAGACAGAGGGCUCUGAGCAGUUGCAGAUGGACCUGCGGGACAUCGGCGAGUUUGACAAAACUCUGGCUGCGUGGGACUUCUCCUCCGAUGUGGCCCAAGUAAAGCCCCUCCGGCUUGAGAGCCCGAUGCCUCCGAGGCGGAAGGGUCAUGGCGGUGGCUAUGGCGACUGGCAGGAGGACCAAAUCUCCAUUGCUGUGAGCCAGGCCCUGUCGCCGAUACUUUCGAAAGAAACGGAGUGGGAUCAGGCAAAGUUGGAGAAGAGGGUGAAGCAGUACUUUAGAAAUGCGGCGAAGGGUCUCGAGUUCUACUCGAAGACAUGGGACACCCUGAUCGAGGAAUACUCGGACACAGUCUUUGCCUCGCUCUUUCAGGCGCUCAAGGAUCGGCCCUGGCUAGUCGAAGUGGACUUUGUCAUGGUCUUUGAUGCGGCAGUGAAAGAGAUUUUUCCGAAGCAGCUGCUGAAGAACGUGCCGCAGGUGACCUUCGAGAGCCAGGUUCUCCACGCGCACGACCGCGCUUUCGAGGAGCAGCGAUUUGCUCCCAUGCUCUGGGACAUCCUUUUUGAAAAGAUUCAAGACAAGCCAUUGAAGAACAAGAUCUACAAUGCAUUUGAGGCAGGCAGAAAAGAGGCUGCAUUGUCCGGCGGAGAGGGGUCAAGUCCAGCCGGAGGCUUUAUUCAAGCCUGGGUCACUGCCUCCCUCCGAGAGCUGCAGCAAGGCCCUGCCCCGCUCGCUGAGCAGCUGUCGCCAGAGCUUUGCAAAGAGAUCUUCCACGAGCUGCUGGAGGCCGGCGCGUUGCCGCUCCACUUGACGAAGGAGUCAGGAGUUCCGCCAGAGAGUGCGAUGCUGAUAGACUCCGUCGUGGAGGACGUGUACUCGGGACGUCUGGAGCUUCCGCCACCUUCAAUUGGGAGAGGCAAAAGCAAAGCGGCUCAGCCCGAUUGGCAAGCAGCAGCGCCAUUCUCGGCAACUAAGCACAAG